Messenger RNA from Physella acuta, 1878 nucleotides. Its product is annotated as abnormal spindle-like microcephaly-associated protein homolog. The record is from RefSeq and is a predicted model, not a curated record. Lineage: Eukaryota; Metazoa; Mollusca; Gastropoda; Physidae. Gene Ontology annotation, molecular function: calmodulin binding.
GCGUGGUGGGUGUCGGGGCUACCGACUGCUGUGGCUUAUCUAUAAUGACCUAAAGCCGUGUAUAUAAUGACCUAAUGCGACUUCUCUAAUGACCUAAUGACCUGCGGAAGUCACGCCCACCAUGACCUAGACACGUGAAAGACACCAGUGCCUUCACUCACCAUGGGACCUAAACUGUCCAAAUUCACGGACACCGUGGGCAAACGGCUCUGUGCCCUCAACCCAGGGGCAGAUAACCCGGGGGCAGAUAACACAAGGGCAGAUAAUGCAGUAAAUCAAAGAAACAACGAAACCGGACACGACCCAGCAGUUCAUGGUGCCAGACUAGAAGAUAGAAACUACAAUAACGAGGGCUUCAAGAAACGUGCAGCCGACCCAGGCGAGCAGCAGCAACAGCAUCAGGCGGCCGUGACGGUACAGACCCAGUACAGGCAGCAUGCAGCCAAACAGGAGGUGGAGGAACUCAAGGCUGAGGAGGCGGCCACCAAAAUACAGGCGGGCUUCAGAGGGUUCAUUGACCGAGAGAACGUCAGGAAGAUGAAAAAUGAACCAACCAAGGAGAAAGUUCGUCGCCACAAAGAUCAAGAUCACAAAGAUCAGGAUCACAAAGGUCAGGAUCCUAAAGGUCAUGACCUCACUGACCCGGCCUUGCAAGAGGCAGCGGUCAAGGUCCACUCGGGUAUCAAGGGCUACAAGGCCAGACAGGAAGUUCAAGGUUCAGAGGUCACAGACGAACAGAAGAAAGAAGGUUCCAGAAAACACACAAUCGAAGACCCGGAGAAGGCGGCGGCCCUGAUCCAAGCAGGGUUCAAAGGUCACCUGACCCGCCAAGAGUUGAAGAAGAAAAAGUUAUCGCAAGACGUUGAGAGAAAACAUAGUCACCAGGAAGAGAAGGCCGCCACAAAGAUACAGGCAGAGUUCAAAGGUUAUAAAGCUCGUAAAGAAUUUCAGCACAAGAAAGCAGAGCAGGAGAAGAAGAAGACGGAGGAUGUGAAACCUCCAGAGGCUGAGGAAGUCAUAGACAUCGACCUGACUGACCCUGAUGUGGCUAAAGCCGCGGUCAAGAUUCAGGCCAGCUUCAAAAAUCUCAAACUGAAAAAACAAAAGGUGACUGACAGCGCCAGUUCCAUUGCUGAGAGCGGAGCCAGCCUGGCACCAAGCCCCUCCCCCACACAGCAGCACGCCGCCACUAAAAUACAGGCAGGUUUCAGGGGCUACAGGACACGCAAGGUGCACAACAGCAAGCACCGCGACGCCGGCAACAAGCACCACGACGCCAACACAAACAAUAACAGCGUGGACAUUGAGGACCCAGAGGUGGAGAUGGCGGCGGUUAGAAUUCAGGCCGGCUUUAAAGGAAUGAAAGCCAGGAGAGAGAUCAAAAACAAGAUGGCGGAGAGGAAGAGGGAGGAGGGAGGAAGUUUAGAGGAGGGGGAUGAUUUUCCAGCCCCUCCUUCUUUUAUUGAGCUGACUCAGGAGGAAGCUGAGGAGGAGGGAUUAAAUGAUGAGGAGGAUGUAGCGACAGAGAGGGAGGGGGAGGGGGAGGAUGUAGCAACAGAGGGGGAGGGGGAGGAUGUAGCAACAGAGAGGGAGGGGGAUGGGGAGGGUAGAGAAUCUAGGGUUGAGGGAGGGGAGGGGGAGGAUGGCGAAGUUGAGGGUGGGGUGGGGGAGGAUACAGAAACUGGAGUUGAGGGUGGGGAGGGUGAGACAGAGGAGGUAAAAGAAGAAGAGGAAACAGGGGAGGGGAACACGGAACACAAUGAAGAGAAAACAGAAGGGGAGGGUGAACAGCAUGCUGCUGAUGAAAGUGAAGAGAAAGAUGGAGAGGAAAGCAAAGAUGAGCAUUCAGCUAAUGAGGCUGAGUCAUUGUUUGAUUAA